AUCCACAGAAAAUACGACGCCGUCGUCUACUGAGAUAAACAAAUCAGAAAGAACUACUACAUCAGGCAGUGAAGUAGAUGCUUCUUCGGAUAGGAGUCCAAGCAGUGACGCAACAAGCAGCAGCUCCGCGGGCCGUCGGACAAGCCGCGGACGCCCAACAGCACGAGGACUUUCACACAAGCGAAGGAGUAGCUCUAGUUCUCGUGUCGUGGUCACCAGCAAUAAACAUCGUACUAUUACCAAGCACCCAAAGAACGAGAAGUUUCUCGCUUCGAGGUUUGUCACCGAGUUCUUGAACGUACGCGGGGGUACGACAAGAAGUGGAACGACCCGCGGUGGCACAAAGGAUUAUAGAGGAGCCACCGUUAAUACAGCAAGCUACAACUUGUCUUCCACGCGUCGAAACGAACGGAGGCAGGGUUUUUCAGCAAGUACUACAUCUCCCUCUUGUCGUCCCUCCUUCCACCUGAAAAAAAGCCCACUUCUUUCCCUUCAAUUCAACCCGAUUUCCCUGACGUUCGAAAUCGCAGACACGAGUUCGCCGCAUUUCAUCCACAUCGGCCAGAGGCUUGUGGGGUAUUUAGAUUACAACGAGGAGAGCGAGGAGUACCUGAAAUUGCAACGGGCAAAGCACAAGGACUUCGACAAACGGCAGCCUUCCAAGAAAAACCCGCGCGGAAAGAAAUUUUUUCAGUCCGCGGACCUGUUCUUGACCGAUUUGAGCUUGGACAGGCGGGAAAGUAGUGCCGCUGUGGAUCAUGCCACGUCGAGGACUUCCAAUGUUAACACCACCAGUUCAUCUUCGACCGAGCAAAGAUAUACGGAGCACGCGUACAGGGAAGAAGAUGGGUCUUGGUUAGUAGAGAAAAGGGCGAGGGAGUUUUUAGCCAUGCGCCGGAGCUGUGAGUUGAAAACGAAAAGAGUUUCCACUGAAACCAUUCAAACAACCACCACCACGCCGCCGAGAGUCGUGGGAACCACAAUUGGUGCUGGGGCGGUUUUGUCGCUGCCUCCAGUGCAUCAACAACAUUCAGCUGCUGCGUUCUUGACCACGACAAGUAGCACAGAGCAGCAGCAGGCCGAUGCAGCUGUGCUCCACCUUCCACAACAAGCCACCGUAGCAGCUCGGGGAAGCACCAGCAGCUCCGUGUUGGAGCUGAAAAUUCCAAAUUUGAUGAACACGUCUGCUUGUGGACUCGAGAGCGCGAGUGUCUUGAGCUCCUGCAGGCGAAGCAGCGUACCGGAUUUGGACAGUUGCUAUGAAAAUUUUAGAGCCUCGCUUUCUACUUCCGGAGGGGAACAAGUAGGUGGUGGUUGGAACAACAGGAAUCGGGACAGGGAACAAGAAGUCCGGGAGGAAACAAGAGCUUCUAUUCUAUUGGAAAACUACGAUAAACAGAUCGUAGCCAGUCCGUCCGCCCUGCUUGGGAUCGGCAGGAUUGCGGCUGGCUGUUCUUUCUUCCCGCGGCGUCAACCUUCUAACGGAAGAAUUUCCGUGGCGUCGGCGCAUCGUGUUGCUCGUUCCGCAAGGACGCACGACGAAACUGCUCCCCGUCCUGUUCAGACGGAGGGGCAAGGAGGGUCCUUGCAACAGCCGCAGAUGAUUACAACGCAAGAGCAUGCAAAUGCAAACGCGGACCCAGACGCAGAGGACAGUGACGGUCGGCGGACAACGGUUUCGCAGGUGAGCGCGGAGCACGACGGGGACGAGGGGGACGACGCAGAAGAUGACGAUCCCAAGAACGGUGGUAUAAGACACAGGAAACCCACCUCCCCUCGUCGUUCAGAAGACGAGACAACAGGAGCGACACAAUAUGAAGAUCAGCCCCCGACACAACAACUUCGAAACGUAGUGAAGCGACUGCGGAGGGUGUACCAGUUCCUGUAUGGAGAGAACAAGCUGAUGCUGAACACAACUAGUACAACGAGCGACGCACAGUCACGAGACGGCGGAUCAUCAUCUUCAUCGAGGGAUACAACUAGUAGACCACCACGGGGCGGCGGCGGCGGGGAGUUACGCACUUUAUUCUUCCAGGACAUCGGGAUGAAACGGUGGAAAAACGAACGUAUCCACAGUAAAUUUCCUGUACACGUACAAAUGCGGCUUCUGCAUGACAAAGCUUGCCUUUGAUUCUAGUUAGCAUGACAAGUGGCAUGCUCUAAGUUGGGGAAAUUUGUGAUGCAUUUUGCACGUGUACUAUGGGAAAUUUCCGGUGGAUAGAACGAAAACGAAUAGCAUUGGACUUUGAAUACCGCAGGAGCUCCUUGUCCUUCAUCUCUGGGCGAAAUUAUACUGGAAGAAAAUUAUGGAGGUCCUCGUCGAGCAGGGGACGAGGGCGAAAGAUCCUUUUCCCUAGGCAGCGCCAGAGCAGAAGAAGCACGACGGACUGUAAUUCAUCGACGUAUAAUAGUCGCAAUAGCCGAGGAAUGCUCGGAAAAAUAAACCGGUACCGUUCCUGGUCCUCCACCGAUUCCAUAACCUCGUCUGUCCAAGGAACUGCAGGAACAAAACGGGCGUCCAGUUGCUUAUCCUUAGGCAGUGACCUCCCGAAUUACGUUGUCCACAACUCGCGGAGAUCCCGCUCGACUUCCGACGACGGCGGAGGAGGAUACCACGGGCCACACAGCUACAACAGUACCUGUAAAAAUAGAUUUCUCUGCAGCUACGUGGAAACGCUCGAGGACGAACUGUUCGAGAAGGAAAAACAGCUUAUGGGAGUGCACAACUCGCCUUCCUCCUCAUUUGUCAUGCAAAAACCCAAAUCCAUGUGCCUCACAACUGUGGCACUGUUUUUUACAUGACAGAUUCCGGAAACCCAAACAGUACUACUUACACUAGGCGCAUGAAUUUGUCAUGCACAGGCUCCGCGUGUGCUGGUUUUUGUAUUGCUGUUCAUGCCAUACAAAUGAGGGGUAGGGGGAGUUGUGAACUCUCAUACAGCUCCGGGAAAAAACAGAACUGCUGGAAGCGAUGACCACUCGACUAGCGGCGGAGGAGGAAAGUAGGCAAAGGAGAAUUUGUAACACGAGCAGGGAAACAAGAAAUAGUAAAUCUCACUUUCGCGAAGGAGCUACAACAGAAGGGCAGAACGAUAAUGAAGGGACCUUUUAUCCUAAAAUUUUGAAGCGGUCCCAGCCCUCCUUGACCAGCGAUGCCAGCACGAGGUUCCCGUCGGUAACCACGAUUGGCAGUGGGAGCUCUUCGCUGCUCCGGUUGCCCAGUAUAAUAGGUGGAGGGAUGAACAAAGCUACAAGUACGGUGGCGCCAGUACUAGCAUCUUCCUCAGCUUCAACGUCAACCAGGAUGAACAAACCGUCGAAAAGCGUUAGUUUCGACGAUGAAACCUUGAGGGAGCAAGCAUGUAGAAAUACAGCAAGUCCCCGCGGCACAACAGCAGAUUGUGCAACAAGUGGAGGAGGUGGAGGGAGUGUGAAAAAUAAGAAGCCUGCCCGCAUCGUUGUGAUACCGUGAGAUUCAUCUCGCGGCACUACAACAACAUGACAGAUUUGAUGUUGAAAUUUUGCGAUGGGAACAAGAUGAUGGUCCCUUUUCUUUUCACUCUACGUUAUGACUACAGAUCCACGCUUUUGCAAUUUUCUCUUGAUUUAUUUCUCAGGGUCGUACUGGUACUACGCCCGAGCAGUAGGACGCACAAACACAAGCUCUUUUUUGCUGUGAGUGACUCAGCACGGGCACAUCGCUCUCGUGAAACGUUCCUACUUCUACUUGUACAUC
Molecule: messenger RNA, 3736 nt
Organism: Amoebophrya sp. A120
Lineage: Eukaryota; Dinophyceae; Syndiniales; Amoebophryaceae
Source: the annotation of a GenBank genome assembly